Messenger RNA from Selaginella moellendorffii, 410 nucleotides. RefSeq lists its product as uncharacterized. The record is from RefSeq and is a predicted model, not a curated record. Bases 73 to 378 code for a protein of 101 amino acids. Lineage: Eukaryota; Viridiplantae; Streptophyta; Lycopodiopsida; Selaginellales; Selaginellaceae. The transcript has 2 exons.
CCUCCUCUUUGUCCAUCCGCUGACACCGGUGGUGCGUUCUUUCUCUCCCCGCCAGGACGCAGCAUCGCUCUUAUGCUUCUCGGUGGCGAGAAAAUCCCGGACAAAGAUUUCCGCCAUGAGGAGAGCCGAGUGGGACUGGACGAUGGAGGAGAAGGCGACAGCAAGUCCGAGCUUGCGGAGGGUCUCAGGGAAGAGAAAGCGCUGCCGUGGUACAAAUGCGUGGGCUGCCAGCGUCUGGGCCCCUCCUGGAAGAUUUGCCAUGGAAUCGUCCUCACCUCUCUGCCUCGCGAAUCAAAAUUCUGUGCCAUCGAUCGCCACCAAAUCCAUCGCCCAUGUCGAGAAAAAUUUGUUCCACUUGCCCGGACACGGGUCUCUUAACCGCCAAUCUAGGUUAACAUAAAAACUCAAAA